Anopheles funestus (African malaria mosquito) is the source of this 4289-nucleotide messenger RNA. RefSeq names its product glutathione hydrolase 1 proenzyme-like. Gene Ontology annotation, biological process: glutathione catabolic process. The transcript has 10 exons. Gene Ontology annotation, cellular component: plasma membrane. Gene Ontology annotation, molecular function: glutathione gamma-glutamate hydrolase. The record is from RefSeq and is a predicted model, not a curated record. NCBI's taxonomy places the organism in Eukaryota, Metazoa, Arthropoda, Insecta, Diptera, Culicidae. The coding region runs from base 1291 to 3117 and encodes 608 amino acids.
AAGAAGCGAUAGGCGAAUGAUCACUGAUUAGCGAUCGCAAUUCGGAACCUUGCCAAAACGGGAAGAAGCGCUUGAUCGUCAUCGUUAGAGCCUGAUCCACAGCCACAGCACACGGAGUUACCGCACAGCUUGACCAGUGCCGGAAACAUCUUCAAACGCGCGCGAGCAAACACGUACGUGUUGGUGAAUGGUGAUCGAUUCGGUGAUUGUUCUGAUUGCUCUAUAAUAUUCCGGUCCAAGUAGUCUAGGGGAAGUGUCACCCACUGGAUAUACGUUAUCUCAAUCACCCUGUCUAUUAUUGCUGGAGGUGGAUCCUUACUCUAAGCCGAAGUGCGUUGCAGCCAUCAUGGUGACGUACUGCUGCUAGUGUGUCUCCUUUCAUCCUUCCUGUUCCGACGCAACGGCAAACGUGUGAACGAGAGUUUUGGUGCGGAAAGAGAUGAUCAACCGGUAAUGUAUUAGCCUCAUCUAACUGUCAAUGUGCCAAUCAGCCAGCAAGAAACCGCAAUCAAAGCGAAACCCCUACCUUCAACAUUGUCACGUGCUCAAUCAAUGGUGUACCAGUGGGGUAAAGCUCACCACAUCCGGCGAUAUACGUUAAAGCUCAACGCCUCUGGGCAUCAUCACACGCCACCAGGAUCAAUAAGCUUAAGUCCCUGUAGCCUCCUUUUACUUGGUUCUGAUUUUCCAGAACACACAUCACCACAUCCGGUGGUAGGAGUAGGGACCCAUUUUUAUCGUAUCCCGGUUUUUUGUGUUACUGUUCUGUUCCGUUGUUCCACUGCCGAAUACUUACAUUCUCCAAUGUUAUUUUUGUUUCGUUCUCGCAUACACUCCUAUUGCCAUAUUUUCGGUGACAUCUAGAUCUCGGCUUUUUCCCAAUUUCCUACGCUUUCGCGUUACGCAUACCAUUUCUUUAUGUGGUUGGUCUCACGUGUGUAGCGGCUGUGUUUACCAUCUACGUCAAUGUGUGUGUGCACAGCUAUGGUUCCUAAUGUGUCCAGGAAAAUCGACCGCUUGGUGCAUAGUCGGGACGGAAGAUGUAUCAAUAUUCCUGCGUGCCACUCGCGAAGAGCAUGCGCACGGCCGGCCGCGUGUCGUGCAGGUGAUUGAACACGAUGAAGUAACGAUAGAUGCCGAUUGUCUGCUCUGGAGGGAAGCAAGAUGUGCUUGCAGUGUGUUAAAAGCGUGAACAUCAGACAUAUAGGGAGUUCGCUGCAGAUAAUGUAGCCGUAUAGUGCCUUCUGUCUUGUGUUGAAGAUGUUUCGGUUCAAUAUACGGUAGCGCACGAUGCCAAAUCUUCGCUUGGACAAUCAAUGCCGUACACUAGUAGUAUACUUCCAUGUACCGCUCGUAGCGGUUCUGCUGUACUGGUUCCGGCCGUAUCUGUACGAAGCUGGCAUCGGUUUGCAACAAACUGCACCACAUCAUGGAACGUCCGACGCACUUGUACCGCCGGAUCCGGGCCACACCGAUCUGUCGGUAAAGCUGUCCUACACCACACUGCACAUGUAUGAAACGGCGGCCAUCUGCUCAGAUUCGGACAUUUGCAGUAACAUUGGUCGAGAUCUGUUAAAACGGAAUGGUUCGGCAGUUGAUGCCACCAUCGGUACCAUGUUCUGUGCCGGGCUUACCAACUUGCAAUCGAUGGGCUUGGGCGGUGGGUUCGUGAUGAACAUUUACCGGCGCGAGGAACGUCGUGCCUACACGCUUGAUGCGCGGGAAAUUGCAGCCGGCAAGGCAACGGAAGAUAUGCAUCUGCACGAUCCAAGCACCACAAACGAAGGUCCACUGUCGGUGGCUGUGCCUGGUGAGCUGAAAGGUUACUGGGAGGCCCAUCAACGUUUCGGACAACUUGCCUGGAGCGAAGUGUUACGUCCAACGCAAGAGCUCUGCCGCGCCGGUAUUCCAAUCUCCAAGCACAUGCAAGAUUCACUAUCUUUCAACUCCAAAGCGCUUACCGACGAGCGGAUCAGAGACCUUUUUACAGACCCAGCAACUGGUCGUCGAAAGCUGCAGGGAGACUACAUACGGCCAACGAAACUGUGUGACACACUCGAUAGAAUCGCGUUGGAGGGCGGCAACACACUGUAUCAGGGCACGCUAGCGGACGACUUUGCUGCGGAUCUUCACGAUAUGGGCAGCAUCAUAACUAUGGAUGAUUUGCGGAGCUACAGUGUCCGCUGGAAUGAGUCCAUUCCGAUCGAUCUGGACGGGGACACAAUGUACGUGGUGCCACCACCGGCAAGUGGUGUCCUGCUGGCAUUCAUCAUGAACAUCCUCAAAGGUUAUCACUUCCAGCCGGACGAUGCACGCAGCAUCGAACAUGCCAUACGUACGGUUCAUCGUAUCGUGGAGGCAUUCAAGUUUGCGUACGGCAAACGAACAGAAAUCGGUGACCCACGAUUCGUCGAUGUGGCUGAGCUUACGUCUAAUCUCACCUCAGUGGAGUACGCAGAAGCUAUCAGGAACCGUAUAGAAGACGCACUAACACGGUCCGAACCGGCAGACUACGAUGGUUUCUUCUUCACACCGAACAAUGAUGGUACCGCACAUGUAUCAGUGCUAGCACCUUCUGGAGAUGCAGUAUCCGUGACGAGUUCAGUGAACUUUUACUUUGGAGCGGGCUUGAUGGGGCAGCGUACCGGCAUCAUUGUAAACAGCGGUAUGGACGACUUUUCGUCGCCUGGUUUGCGUAAUUACUUCGGACUUCCCGGCUCAAAAGCGAACUUCAUACGGCCCCACAAGCGAGCACUUUCAUCCAUGUCACCUACGAUCGUAACGGAUCCGGAACAUAACGUUAAGCUGGUGAUUGGAGCUGCCGGUGGAACCAAAAUCACCACUGCCGUUGCACUGACGAUAAUGCGUGUGCUAUGGUUUGGGUAUGAUAUCAAGGAAGCGAUCGAUGCGCCGAGGUUUCAUCAUCAGCUAAUACCAAUGGCAGUACAAUACGAGUACGGCAAUCUGGAUCUGAUUGUUAAAGGAUGGCGAGGUAAAGGACAUCAAACGACGCGUUACCGAGAGCGUGGUUCUAUCAUUUGUGCAAUCGCCCAGAAUGCAUCCGGGGUAUAUGCCAACGCUGACUACCGGAAGGGUGGUGACGUGGCAGGAUUCUAAAACAACGGCUCUCUUUCUCUCCAGCCAAGCUUUGCUGUCGAUUGCUGUGAAAACCGUUAAAUGCAAUAUGUAAUCGAGAAGCUCUUGGUAGCCAUAGGACAAACAACGCACUUCGUGCGAAUUAGCCUUAACAUUGCUGUAAUACUAGACAUAAACUUACGGGUUAUAAGCAUUCGUUACUUUGUAAUAUAACCAAAGCAUUUAAAGAACUGUAUUCGUCAACAAAUGAAAGACCUGCUCAGCGUAUAUCUCUUGGUGCUACGUAGAUAAUGUUUUGUAAUACGCAGUUAGGUAUGGGUAUUAACAAAUGCCAGAAUUAUUAAACUUUGAGUACGUCAAACGUAACAAUCUUUUCAUUUAUGGUUUGUCAUCGUUAAACCGGCCGUCUUAUAACCGAAUAUUAUCUGUGCUGCUCGUACUUUGGAAAUGGCGUCCUGAAGACGGUAGCAUCGAAGGUGGCAACCCAUUUAAGUUUCAAUAUGCUCAAGCAGUCAAAUAAACGUACUCCAUCUCAAUAAUGAACCAUAAAGUAAAAUAAACUGCAAUGAAACAGAAACCCCCCUCCAUCAUACAUCUAUCUAUUAUCCGUGUUAUUCCCUUUCCGGCAAAGGUUGGAGUUUUUGCUAUUUAAAGCACUAUUUAAGUGAAAAGAAACUUAUUGCAACAAAUUCCCAUCAAAAUAUAUCACAUUUAAAAUUUUUGCUACAUUGCUCAAAAAUGAGGAAAAUUUUACAUUUUCUCAAACAGGGUAAGGAACUUGGUUCCUCGAAUAACUUCUGGCACAGACAUCUAAGGGCAUGGCUGUCCAAGAAGAAAAUGUAGCCAUUGGUGCCAUCUAUCGACCACAGGUUAAAGAUUGGCGAUUAGUAGGAUACCGACCGAGUUAUAGGCAAAAGUUGGUGCAAAAAUGAGGAAAAUUUUACAUUUUCUCAAACAGGGUGUGGAACUUGGUUCCUCGAAUAACUUCUGGCACAGACAUCUGAGGGCAUGGCUGUCCAAGAAGAAAAUGUAGCCAUUGGUGCCAUCUAUCGACCACAGGUUAAAGAUUGGCGAUUCGUUGGAUACCGACCGAGUUAUAGGCAAAAUUUGGUGCAAAAAUGAGGAAAAUUUUCAUAUUUUUUUUAAUUUUUUGAUUUUUUAUUAUUUUUCACUCUUUUUUUGAUUUAAAGCAU